Zygosaccharomyces rouxii is the source of this 3576-nucleotide messenger RNA. It is a transcript of the gene SWI1, whose product is annotated as Swi1p. Gene Ontology annotation, molecular function: transcription cis-regulatory region binding. The coding region runs from base 1 to 3576 and encodes 1191 amino acids. The transcript has a single exon. Gene Ontology annotation, cellular component: SWI/SNF complex; nucleus. The record is from RefSeq and is a predicted model, not a curated record. Lineage: Eukaryota; Fungi; Ascomycota; Saccharomycetes; Saccharomycetales; Saccharomycetaceae. Gene Ontology annotation, biological process: regulation of transcription by RNA polymerase II.
AUGGAUUUCUACCCUUCGGCGGCUGCCUCUCCAGGUAUAAACAAUGCCGCCCUUGACGGCAAUGAGAAUGGAGACGAAGAUGAUUUUUCAAGCUUUUUCGAUUCUAACGGGGUCAGUGGUAACAACAACAAUACAAAUGAGCACAACGGUAACAGUGUCUCACCGCAGGCGAUACUGGCAAGAAAUUCCAUCAGCGAGAUAAGUCGUCCCAAUUCUAAUCCCGGAGCCUCUAUGUCUCCUCAGCAGGUAUUUACAAACCAGGCUGGGCUGCCUCAGCAAAUUCUGAUGAUGAACAGCGGUACAAACGGUGGUAAUGAAGGUGCUACGCCACAGCAGAUUUUGUCAAACCGGGGUUCUCCUAUUGCUGGUAACGAUGGCAGGAGUUUAGCAGGCUCUCCUGCUUCAGCGGCUAGUGAAGGCGUUCUUCACGGUAAUAGCAGUGUUUUCACGGACAGGGCGGCAACGUUUGCAGCACUGCGAAAAAAACAACAACAAGCGCAGGCGGCCCAGCAGGCUCAGGCACAGGCUCAAGUACAGGCGCAAGCUCGAGCCCAGGCGCAGGCUCAGGCACAAAUACAGGCGCAAGCUCGAGCCCAGGCACAAGCCCAAGCACAGGCUCAGGCACAGGCACAAGCCCAAGCACAAGCCCAAGCACAAGCCCAAGCCCAAGCCCAAGCCCAAGCCCAGGCCCAGGCCCAGGCCCAGGCCCAAUCACCAGCACAGGCGCCAACACCAACACCAGCGCAGCAGCAAGGUUUUCAAGGUGCAACUGCAGCUGCAGCUGCAGUUGCGGCUCAGCAGCAACAACAGAGAAAUGUACUACAAAACUUGAAUCCAGAUUUACAAAGACGGAUAUCUACAGAACUGAACAAUAAGCAGUACGAAUUGUUUAUGAAAUCUUUAAUUGAAAACUGCAAAAGGGAAAACAUGCCUUUGCAGACAAUACCAGAGAUUGCUGGUAGAAAGAUUAACCUUUUCAUCCUUUUCAUGCUCGUACAAAGAUUUGGUGGUGGUGAGCAAAUUUCUAGAAAUAAACAAUGGGGGGUUUUAGCUCAAAGGUUGCAAAUUCCUGACGUUCAACAGUUGACAGCAAUCUACUACAAAAUCUUAAUACCUUACGAGAUGUAUUUGAAAAGUCCCGAGGGUAUAAAGGAAUCCCAAACCAAAAAGAUAUUUUUCCAACAAUUUUUCCAGGAGUUACUAAAGAAAGUUCAGGUUUACUCAAAUAUAACCAAUAAUACUAAUGGCAACAGCAGUAGCAAUGGCACUAGUAAUGCUUCCCCUCCACAACCACAACCACAGCUACAACCGCAGCCGCAACCGCAACCACAACCGCAACCACAACCGCAACCACAACCGCAGCCAAUGUCAAUGAACGCUGUAAAUGCAAUCAAAUUGAAACAACAGCAGCUACACCAACAACAACAACAGCAGCAGCAGCAACAACAAUUCUUACAACAACAGCAGCAACAGCAACAAUUAGCUGCUGCUGCAUUAAGGGCUAAGAAACAAAAGAAGCCUCGUCAAAAGAAAAAGACAAAGAAAGAACUAGAGCUAGAGAGGAGGCAGCAAGAAGAAAUGAUGAAAAGACAACAACAAGCACUUUUGGAGCAACAGAGGCAACGAAAGAUUUUAAUGGAGCAGCAGUUGCAACAACAACAAGAGUUGUUGAAGAAAAAGUAUGCCCAAGAAAUGGCCAAAUUACCCAAAGUUUACAAAAGAGCUGUUACUAGAAAUUACAAACCCAUUACAAGACCUAUCCAGCACGCCAAAGGUUAUGAUAUUGGAUAUGUAUCUCAGAUCGGAGAGAAAAUUGAUGCCAAUAAGCCUAUAUUUCUGUUCCCACCAGAAAUAGGAAUUAUUAAUCUACAUGCGUUGACCAUGUCAUUGCAAUCGACAAAUUUGGGAGAGAUAAAGACGGCCCUGGAUACUUUACUAGUUACAAGUGCCGAUUCCGUGUUGAAAUUACCGUUCGAAAGAUAUCCCGAUUUAUUAGAUUCUCUUUGCACACUGGGUAUAAAUCUGCUGGCAAAUUUAGCCCAAGGUAAUUAUAACAUUUUCCAUACAAUCUAUUGUGAAGAGUAUGAUGUUGAUUCAAUCUUAUCAUCUCCUCAUACUCCUUUUAGCACAACCGAGGAAAGGUUCAAUAAAGUGUUUGAAAAUUACGUGAAAGAUUUGAAUGUGGAAAAUGACGGCAAUUCUGAACCUUUAGAAGCACGCGUUAAAGUUGAUUCUCUAACUGGUACAGAUCUUGAACAAGUACCUAUUACACCAGCUCAAACACCAUUGGAUUGGAAUGAAGAUGAUAAUGAAACGGAUUCAGUACCAUUGAAAGGACCACGGGUUUGGGAACCAUUGCCAGAACCACUAUCAAGAAGACCUAAUCAAGAUUUAACCAAUUUACACACACCAUCUUAUUUACAGGCAUUGAAAAGUGUGAAGGAAGAGAUAGAUAAUCCAUUUACUAAAAUGAACACCAGAGGUGCAGAAGAUCCAAAAGUUUUACUAAACGAUCAAAUUUCUACAAUUUCUAUGAUCUUAAGAAAUGCGUCUUUCUCAGAAAGGAAUUCAAAAAUUAUGGGGAAAAAUCCAUUUGUGAAAAGAUUUAUUACAGAUUUGAUGUGGUUAGUUUUCAUUCAAAGUGACAAAGUAUCGAGUAAUAGAAAGGGUCUCAAUUUUAAGAAGGAUACAGUGAUUACUUUAACCAAUAUUUCCCAUGUUUAUGAAGUCGAAAGUCAUUUAGACUGUUUUUUCGUACUAAUGCUCGCCUUAAGCUUUGGGGAACCCAAAAAAUUUGAUAGUGGAUCUGAUCAUCUGUCAUAUCCAGAGUACCUUUUGAAAUUGGGUAAGUACUACGGAUUUGGUGUGGAUGUAUUAUCUAAAUUGUUUUCACUGGCAUAUCCCAACAGAAGUUUCUUCAAAGAUAUCUUACUACCUCAAAUUGUUGAUAAUGAGAUUGAAGAGGAAAGUAAAGAUUGGAUUACCGCUCUUCGUUUAAUCAACGCCUACAACAAAGGCGACAAGUAUAGGUUGUUCAAUAACGUUUUCUCGUUGCUAGUUUCCGUGAUUCCAUUCAUGCAACUAAACACCUUACCAACUUUGAUAGAAGAAGUGGGACCUAUAAUUUCACAAAGUUUAACAUCAAUGUUAAUCAUUGUCAACUUCUUAGAAUCUGAGGAUUCUAAUAAAAACAUUAAAAAUAUGCCCCUAGUUUGGUUAAACUCUGAAGAAAAUAUUGGUUUCAAUUUAAGAAGGUUGAGUGAAGUGCUUUGUAACAUUAGCAUUCACACUGAUAAAAAUUUAAUUCAUUUAAAAAGAAUGUUUGCCUUUAUUAGCUGUAAAUGCAUCGAAUUAACCAGAUUACUCAUUCAAAAGAGUAUAGAUUUUACUCCAGGGACAGAAAAACUACAGACUUGUAGAUCUUUGGCCUCGAUACCUGGAUUACUACCUACAGAUACCCAAAUAUUCGCCCUCCUGUCCAAUCCACUAGCUGAUGCUGAAAUCUCCAGACAAGCUGAGCUGUUUGGUAAAUUAAACAAUCAGAUAUUAGCAACUUUGGUAGAAGGUGCUAAAUGA